Messenger RNA from Malaclemys terrapin pileata, 3373 nucleotides. RefSeq names its product butyrophilin subfamily 1 member A1-like. Gene Ontology annotation, molecular function: protein binding. Lineage: Eukaryota; Metazoa; Chordata; Testudines; Emydidae. The transcript has 15 exons. The record is from RefSeq and is a predicted model, not a curated record. Bases 510 to 2153 code for a protein of 547 amino acids.
UCCAGUGUAGCAGUACAAAGGUUGCUUGUUGCUUAAGUAAUUAAAAGGCGAGUUUCCAUUUGGAGCAUGAGAUGAAAAAUAUAAUGGUUAUUAUGACAGUAUUUAUCAGUUCUCGAGGAGCAGGAAGCCGAGCCUCUUGAAAAUUCUCAUUGCCUUCAGCUAGAUUGCAGCACUUGGAUGUCUGACUCUACUGCCGCUAACACUGGCACACUAGGAGGGCUUCUUUGGGAGAGGAUCCUUAUCUCCAAACCAUAAUGAGGAUAUGAUACGGACUGAAAUCACCGUAGCUUUCCAGUUCCUUUUCUACUUUCUCUUUCUAGCUUGGUGAAAGCAUCGAAAGAGACACUUCACUUCAGCUUCCAACAAAAAAUAAAUGCCAUUUUGGCAGAAAUACAGAAGGAAAGGCCAGGAUUCAGCUCUUUGUUUCUGUAAUUUCAUACUAAGAAUUAAUUUUGCAGUCUCAUCACUGAAUGAGUCACUGACAAUGUAAACUAACUAGAGGAGAAUGGAUGAGGAUUUUAGAAAACGUGGGAACACCAGAGAGAGCUCAAAACUGUUCCAAAGCUUAUUUCCUGGAUGUGUCAGAUCAAGUCACAAUGAAGAUGAAGAUUCUCUCAUUCUCCCACAGCUCCAGAGCCUGCUCCCCUCUCCUUGGUUUUAUUGUUUUCUUCCUUAUUUGUUAUGUUCACAAGAUGGAAUCAGCAAAGUUCACAGUGAUUGGACCCCGUGACCCUGUCACUGCUGUCCUGGGUCAGGAAGCUGAGUUACCCUGUCACCUGUCCCCCCCGAUGAACGCUACAAACAUGGAGGUGAGAUGGUUCCGAUCUGAGUUUGCAUCCUUUGUGCACCUGUACCGUGAUGGGAAGGAUCAGUAUGCUGGGCAGAUACCAGAGUAUUGGAGAAGGACAGAGCUUUUGAAAGCCGGACUCACAGAUGGAAAUGUUCCCUUGAGGAUUCUCAGUGUCAGACUCUCUGAUGAAGGAAUAUACCUCUGUUUUGUUCAAGACAAUACUUUUUAUGAACAAGCAGUAUUGGAACUGCGGGUAGCAGGUCUGGGCUCUGCUCCUCUCAUCUCUGUUGAGGGUCACCAGGAUGGAGGGAUCCGGGUGGUUUGUCGAUCGGCUGGUUGGUACCCAGAGCCUGAGGUGCUGUGGAAAGAUCUCAGUGGACGACAUUUACCAUCACUCUCUGAAACAAAAUCCCGAGGGAAUAAUGGCCUGUUUGGAACAGAAACUGCUCUCAUUGUAACAGAACAUUCAAACCAAAACUUGUCCUGUUGCAUCAGGAACGCCGUUCUCAAUCAAGAAAAGGAAUCAGCAGUUUAUAUAGCAGAUCAAUUUUUACCACGGGUGAAUUCCUGGAUGGUGGCUCUCAGUGUGAUCCUGGUGGUUUUGUUUGGUUUCACUGCCCUCACUGUUUAUCUCUUUAAAAUGAAAGGGAAACUUACUGAAGAAGUUGGGAAACAAGAUCUAGAAAUUGGAAAACGAGAUAUAGAAAUUGAGAAACGAGAUAAAGAAAUAAACAAACAAGAUAUAGAAAUUGGCAAACUACAUACAGAAAUUGACAAACGAGAUGAAGAAAUAAACAAACGAGAUAACGAAAUAAGGUGGAGAAGAUCUGUGGCACCUGUAGAAGCAGCGAAUGUGACUCUGGAUCCAGACACGGUGAAUCCCGAGCUUGUCCUGUCUGCGGAUCAGAAAAGUGUGAGAUGGGGACACACACGGCAGGAUCUGCCCGACAACCCUGAGAGAUUUGACACUGAGCCCUGUGUGCUGGGCUGUGAGGGAUUCACCUCGGGGAGACAUUGCUGGGAGGUGGAGGUGGGGGUGGGGCAAUGCUGGGGUGUGGGGGUGGCCAGAGAGUCUGUGGGGAGGAAGGGAGAGAUCAGCUGUAGCCCUGAGGGGGGGAUCUGGGCUGUGGAGCGGUUCGGGGAUGAGUUCUGGGCUCUCACCUCCCCUGUGACCCCCCUGCCCCUGAGCCGGGCCCCCAGCAGGAUCCGGGUUUGUCUGGACUGUGACCGGGGGCAGGUGACAUUUAUCGAUGCUGGUGACGAGACCCCGAUCUUCACUUUCCCGCCGGGCUCCGUCCCUGGGGAGAGAAUUCGACCCUGGCUCCGGGUGUUGCCGGGAUCCCGGCUCAGACUGUGUCCCUGAGACUGGGGACCCUGAAAUUAGCAUCUCGAGCCUCACACCUCCCAGUCUCUCUGACUCUGGAGAACUCCCAUCUACCCAGCCCCUUGCUCCUCAUCUCUAUGACCCCUGGAAGCUCCUCCCCCUCCCUGCAUCCCCAGGGAUGGGAGGGGGUGGGGGGGUGAAGAUCCUUGGGGCUGCAGGAGGGGCAGAGGGGCCCAGAGGGGCAGACCUGGGGCUGGUCAGGGGGCAGAACUAACAGCCGGGCUGGAGACAGGCAGAUGUGGAGCUGGGCAGGGGGCAGAACUAACAGCCGGGCUGGAGACAGGCAGAUGUGGAGCUGGGCAGGGGGCAGAACUAACAGCUGGGCUGGGCACAGGCAGAUGUGGGGGUGGCAGGGACACAGAAUGAAUCAAUCAGGGUUUGGGGGGUUGGGGAGAAGCUGAAAGUGCCACAGCAGCAGGGAGCAAUUUGUACAGAUCAGUGGGAUUAGAUCUCACGGGGGUCUCCCAGCCAGAGCUCCUGCCACAGGAGUCCAAGUCACCUUCCCCUGUAACUACGGGAGAGCUGGUAACACUGUAAUUGUCACACACACGGGGGAUGGGCAGGGAGAGUUCAAAAAUCAGAAGAUAAAGCAGGAUGCGUUAUAUAUUAUUUUGAGCCCUCAUGUUUUGGGGAGUCAAUUUCAUGAUUUUUGGUUCUGACUCAUGAUUUUUAAGUUCUGGGAUUGGCAACACUGUGAGAGUCACAGGUUGCGGGAGGGCAGGCUGGGCUGAACCAGAGGGAACCGAGAAAACACAAGGAAAAGAUAAAGUAAAACAAAACAAACAGAGUCCCGGAAAAAGGGUGAAAAUGAAAUAUAAAAACAAUGACAGGAAAGCACUCUGAAGAGGGGAAAGAGCCAGAGGCAGUGAGAGGGGAAGGGAUAAAUUCAGGGGAAAGAAUGGAGAACAUGAGAGGAAUGAUCUGUGACAGGGAUCAGAGGAGAGUGGAAGACACAGAGAAAUAAACAGGAAUGGAAAUGAGUGCUAGAAAAAUGGUGAGUAAAAAUGAACUGUAUGACAGAGAAGGGGGAAGAAAAGGGACAGAGAUUUAUAAAACGUCACUGAAGGUGCAACUGUCACUCAUUUAUUUCAUUUGUUACUUCCUUGACUUUGUUGCCAUUUUAGUGUCAUUAAAAAUAACUGUUCCCAAAACCUGUGGGUCUGUUUUCCAUUGUUGUUGGUAUUAAAGCUGCUUCUCAA